Apis dorsata (giant honeybee) is the source of this 1223-nucleotide messenger RNA. RefSeq names its product probable ribosome production factor 1. The record is from RefSeq and is a predicted model, not a curated record. The transcript is spliced from 3 exons. Gene Ontology annotation, molecular function: rRNA primary transcript binding. Gene Ontology annotation, biological process: maturation of LSU-rRNA; maturation of 5.8S rRNA. Lineage: Eukaryota; Metazoa; Arthropoda; Insecta; Hymenoptera; Apidae. Bases 120 to 1133 code for a protein of 337 amino acids. Gene Ontology annotation, cellular component: nucleolus; preribosome, large subunit precursor.
AACCUAUUAUAAUAUGAUAGAAGAAUCACGUGUACAGUGAUUCAAUGAUAUCAAUGAUAUAUCAAUGAUAUAUAAUUAAUGUUUUUAUGUGAAUUGAAUUAGAUUAUAUAUCUUUUAAAAUGAAACUAAAAAAUUUACGAAUAAAUCCUUUGAAUCGAAUUCAAAAAGAAAGAAAAGAAGAAGAACCAAGCACUUCAGAAAAUAAAACGUCGAAGGUUAUUUUACCAUCGGAUAGCAAUUUUAAUCAUAUAAAGUGCAAAGCAGUACGAUAUAAAAAAUGCCAACAAUUAAUGAAAGAAAAAAUAAAGGCCAAAAAAGAAGCCAAAAAAAAAAGAAUUCAAGAAGGAGGUCCAAAACAAAUUCCACAUACCAUUGAAAGCUUAAGAGAGAAAGAUGAAACUAUUGUCACUGGUAAUCUUGAGGAUGAAGAAAAUGCUGAACUUAAAGUUGAUUUUGAACAUGAUGAAUUUGCUGCUUAUUAUAAGCAUACUUAUGAUCCUAAAGUUUUGAUUACAUAUUGUGAUAAUCCAACAAGAAAAACUAGAAUUUUUGGUGUAGAACUUACAAGGAUAAUACCAAAUUCAAUUUCUUUAUAUAGAAAUCGUUCUGGAGUGAAGAAAAUGGUUAAAAGUGCUAUUGCAAGAAAUUUUACAGAUAUUAUAAUUAUUAAUGAGGAUCAAUGUAAACCUAAUGGUAUGUUAAUUAUUCAUUUGCCUGAUGGGCCAACAGCACAUUUUAAGCUUAGCAAUGUUAAAAUAACUCCGGAAUUAAAACGUAGUCAUAAAGAAAUUUCUAAACAUAGACCAGAAGUUAUUUUAACUAAUUUCACAACUCGCUUGGGCUGUACUAUUGGUAGAAUGUUAGGAGCACUAUUUCAUUAUCAACCUGAAUUUAAAGGCAGUAGAGUUGUAACAUUUCAUAAUCAACGAGAUUAUAUAUUCUUCAGACAUCAUAAGUACCAAUUUGAUCUUGAAACAGCUAAACCUAGAUUAAGAGAGCUAGGACCUAGAUUUACUUUAAGAUUAAAAUCUCUACAACAAGGAACAUUUGACAGUAAACAUGGAGAAUAUGAAUGGCUUAUUCAAGGAAAAAGACAUGAUAUGGAAACUAGUAGAAGAAAAUUCUUUUUAUAAAUUUAAUAUAAAUGAUUUUAAUAGGCAUGUUUUAUUACAUUUUGUAUUUAAUAUUACCUCGAAUAAACAACGUGAAGUUGUUAUAAGAAA